GUUGGGAAUAUGGCGACCGGUGGCUACCGGACCAGCAGCGGCCUCGGCGGCAGCACCACAGACUUCCUGGAGGAGUGGAAGGCGAAGCGCGAGAAGAUGCGCGCCAAGCAGAACCCCCCGGCCCCGGCCGUCCCGGGCGGGGGCAGCAGCGACGCGACCGGAAAGCCCCCGGCGGGGGCGUUGGGCACCUCGGCAGCGGCCGCGGCCAACGAGCUCAACAACAACCUCCCGGGAGGCGCGGCCACACCUGCCGCCCCCGGCCCCGGGGGCGUGAACUGCGCCGUGGGCCCCGCCGUGCUGACUCGGGCGGCCCCCGGCCCGCGGCGGCCGGAGGACGAAUCCCCGGCCGACGCCGCCAUCGCCGCUUCGGGGGCACCGCCGCCCGGGGGCGACGAGGAGGAGCGGGACGGCGCCCCAGAGAAAGGCAAGAGUUCGGGCCCCAGUGCCAGGAAAGGCAAGGGGCAGAUCGAGAAGAGGAAGCUGCGGGAGAAGAGGCGCUCCACUGGCGUGGUCAACAUCCCCGCGGCAGAGUGCUUAGAUGAGUAUGAAGAUGAUGAAGCAGGGCAGAAAGAGCGGAAACGAGAAGAUGCAAUUACACAACAGAACACAAUGCAGAAUGAAGCCAUAAGCUUAUUAGAUCCAGGCAGUUCCUGUCUGCUACAGGAGCCAUCCAGAACAGUUUCAGGCAGAUGCAAAAGCACAACUGCUGCUUCUGAAGAAGAUGCUUCAGGUAGAUAUCUCCGAAUGGAUAGAAGUGGGUUCAGUAGAUAUAACAGGGAUGCAAAUGUUCCAGGUAAUUUGGUCUCAAGUAGCACAUUGGAAAAGAAAAUUGAAGAUCUUGAAAAGGAAGUAGUAAGAGAAAGGCAAGAAAACCUAAGACUUGUGAGAUUGAUGCAAGAUAAAGAGGAAAUGAUUGGAAAACUCAAAGAAGAGAUUGACUUGUUAAAUAGAGACCUAGAUGAUAUAGAAGAUGAAAAUGAACAACUAAAGCAAGAAAAUAAAACUCUUUUGAAAGUUGUUGGGCAGCUGACAAGGUAGAAGAUUUCAAGGCUCAGUGUGGAAAAAACAUUUUAAAACUACUGAUUGAAUGUUAUGGUCGAUGCUAGG
This is a messenger RNA of Cynocephalus volans (Philippine flying lemur), 1107 nucleotides long. RefSeq names its product pro-apoptotic WT1 regulator (gene PAWR). Gene Ontology annotation, cellular component: cytoplasm. The record is from RefSeq and is a predicted model, not a curated record. Bases 10 to 1038 code for a protein of 342 amino acids. The transcript has 6 exons. Gene Ontology annotation, biological process: positive regulation of apoptotic process; apoptotic process. Lineage: Eukaryota; Metazoa; Chordata; Mammalia; Dermoptera; Cynocephalidae.